AUGAAGCUUCUCUAUCUCUUGCCUCUAUUGCUCGUGGUCAUCAGUGCUGACGAUCAUCCGCCUACUGAUGAUGAUCCAGACCAUACUUCGACUGUUGAAAUGAGUACUUCAACGCAUCAUUUAGAGACCGAGCAUGUUUCCACCGUUCAGAUCAGUACCUCGACGCACCAUUCAGAGACGGAGGAGCAUACAUUGACAGUGUCCGCCAUUACUUCCACACAUCACCCCGACACCGAGCACACAUCGACCGUACCUUCGUCGACAAACCUGUCUGGAUCCAACCACACUCCCUUCCCCAGCUCCACUUUCAGCAAUGGCAUCAUGACAACAACGACAAGACCACCUUCAAGCGGUGUCGUGUGCCGACCACUGCCUGGUUCCACAUUGUCUCCCUCUCCCAGCCUGACGGCCUUCUGCCUCAUCCUCUCUGCCCAUCCAAUGCACACGGGCAUGAUGGGCGGUGGCGGCAUGAUGGGAUCCGAAUAUCAAUGCCCGGACUACAAUGGGAGCGGCUUUCACUAUACCAUGAACAUGAUGGGCUCAAUUCCCAUGUGCUGCACCGCUUCCGCGACACUGACUCGCGUCGAAUUCUCCGUGGGCUGUUGCCCGUGCGGCUCGAUAUGCACGGGUUCUAUCCCGCGCGCUCAGAACUGGUACACUGCGGCUGAACGUGAGCAGACGGAUGUCGCCAGGAAUCGUAGAGCUGACGCCAGCGAACAAACUCUAGGUCAAGUCGUGCUCACCACGGGCGCUGUGCCUGGCACCGCUACUGCUACCGCUACCGCCACGCCCACCGUCGUAGAAGGCGGAGCAAGUGAUUCUUCAUUCCACAGAGGUACCCGUCUGAGUCUGUUUCUGCUCGUUAGCAACUUGAUCCUAGCUGUCUUGAUGGGCAGCGAACUUUUUUCGUAA
Molecule: messenger RNA, 912 nt
Organism: Fonsecaea erecta
Lineage: Eukaryota; Fungi; Ascomycota; Eurotiomycetes; Chaetothyriales; Herpotrichiellaceae
Exons: 2
Coding region: 1-912 (303 amino acids)
Source: RefSeq, a predicted model, not a curated record